Puccinia triticina is the source of this 327-nucleotide messenger RNA. RefSeq lists its product as uncharacterized. The transcript has 3 exons. The record is from RefSeq and is a predicted model, not a curated record. Lineage: Eukaryota; Fungi; Basidiomycota; Pucciniomycetes; Pucciniales; Pucciniaceae. Bases 1 to 327 code for a protein of 108 amino acids.
AUGAAAUCCGGUAUUUCCAUGCUUCUGAGCGCCAUGCUGCUGCUAUUCAUCAGUACCCCAAUUGGGAGUGCUGCCGGUAGUCCAUCACCCAGCCUUUCGCGACGAGAGGCUAACUUGCAGCCGGGACCAGACGAGCGUUAUUUCGAGUGUCCAGAUGCCUUACAUCCCAAGCUUUAUUGUCGAAACAACCACCCCGCCGUAAAUAUAAGGUAUCACUUUCAUGACAAGGACGUCCCGCUUUUCAUCUGUGGCGAAAAGGAAAAGGCGACGUGUUGCAAGUCCUACAACAGCGACUGUCAAGAUGCGACUUUGACUACUAACCCAUAG